UAUUCUAAUCAGGGCAGCGUAUCCAUGUAACCCCCGGUGGCAAAUCUUUGUGGAGUCCGGGCCUGUCCGUGUUUCCACAAGAUUUCCGUUCGGGAUAUUAUAACAGAAGAUAUCUCAAGCAAUCGAUGAUCACCACGUAAGGAAGAGCUGAAAAAACUCCAGUGUUCGCUCGCAGAUCGCAAGUCAAGGACCGAUUAUGCAGGGAUUCGGCGGAAACGUCCGGCCCGCGUCCUCGCCGUGCACGUUACGCGGGCGGCGGAGGGCGCCGAGCGCAGCGGCAAGGACCGUCGCCGGUAUCCCUUACCCGACGUUCGUCCUCGUCAUGGUGACACUAUAUGGCGCGUCGACGUGCAACGUCUUCUACCGCAUUGCAUUGCAGACGAUCAGAGUCGCCCCAGGACUUUACGGCUUGGGAAUGCUCGUUGGCGGGGUGCUCCCGUGUUUCCUAGCUUACCAAAGCUUAGGUUAUUUGGUGUAUCGUUUCUGCUAUCCUGGAAAGUUGAAGUCUCCCCUAAAAAAGAGGAAAAAAGAUAGAAAGUUGGAGUCAGCUUCUCCGGGAGCACCGAUGACGAGGUCGGCAGCCUCGCCGGUGUCCCUCUUUCAGCGGUGUGUGUGAGUUUUGUGAGUAGAUAGGUCGACUGGCUGCCCUAUCUUAUGGGCGUGUUGUGAUAGUUUUCGCCUAAUAUUUCUCUAAUUAAUUGAAAAAGCUCUUUUCUUAAUGAAUCACAAAAUACUUUGAGGUA
This is a messenger RNA of Triticum aestivum (bread wheat), 743 nucleotides long. RefSeq lists its product as uncharacterized. The coding region runs from base 197 to 616 and encodes 139 amino acids. NCBI's taxonomy places the organism in Eukaryota, Viridiplantae, Streptophyta, Magnoliopsida, Poales, Poaceae. The record is from RefSeq and is a predicted model, not a curated record. The transcript is spliced from 2 exons.